Molecule: messenger RNA, 3418 nt
Organism: Rhododendron vialii
Lineage: Eukaryota; Viridiplantae; Streptophyta; Magnoliopsida; Ericales; Ericaceae
Product: mitogen-activated protein kinase kinae MKK2-like
Exons: 13
Coding region: 589-2883 (764 amino acids)
Biological process (GO): protein phosphorylation; regulation of DNA-templated transcription
Molecular function (GO): ATP binding; protein kinase activity
Source: RefSeq, a predicted model, not a curated record
GAGCCAAAUUUUGAGGGACAAAAGUGCUAUAUUACCAAUCUUUAGAUUCAGAUGAUGAUGAGAGAACAGCAGAGAGAAACAGAGAGAAGCAACCAUCGCCAAUACCGCCCAUAGAAGCCAGUGAGAAUCACAGCUAGACAUUUGGAGAGAGAGUGAGAGCCAAGAAAUACAAGUGAAAAGUAGAAGAAAGGAUAAAAAGUUGAGAGCGAAAAAUAAGGGGAGUUUCUUGACCACUCAAGGGGGUUACCAUUCCAUUCCCUUCACCAAUACAUCAAUCCAUCACAAAGAAUGGUUUUUUCCUUUUCUAGAGAGCGAAAAAAAGAGACUGGGAAUCAGUAACGGAUCCAUAAACCCAUACCAAAAGUAGUCAAACUUUUGGUGGGUUUUCUUCUUUCAGCUUCUCCAUUUUCUUGAUGACUAAAUUGUCUCGCCCAGCUUAAACGGGCCUCGAUUCGAGUAUUUUUGGUAACUCAGCUGGACCAAUUUGAGCGCACCUCGAUCAGUUCUUUUUGAUAAUUUUAGUGGCCGGACCAACUUAGGCCAACUUAGUCCAGCUUAGUCGCACCUCAACUCGUUUGGGUUUCGUCAAUGGACGCACCACCACCGCCACCGGCUGAGGAGCUGCUAAAGAAGAUCCAAGAACUCGAAGCGGGUCAUGCCCACUUGAAGCACGAGAUGUCAAAGCUCUUGAUUUCCACCGAUCAGCAAAAGUCAGCCCCAGCACACCAACAGAGGUCCCACUCGGUGUCGCCGCAGCGGCUGCGGCGGAGAGUCGGCGGCGUUGAAGGCGCGACGGCGGUGUUGAAGAAGGGUUCGGCAUCGUUUCGGAAUUCGUCGCCGUUGCAGAGGGAGAGUCGGAGUGGUGUCGCAUUGAACUCUGGCGGUGGAGGGUGUGGGCCGGCGGCUGUGGGAUUUAAUGAUAGGCAGUAUUUGAACAUAUUGCAGUCAAUGGGUCAGUCUGUUCAUAUAUUUGAUCUCAACCUUCGUAUAAUCUACUGGAAUCGUACUGCAGAACAACUCUAUGGUCAUUCUGCAGCAGAAGCUCUCGGUCAGGAUGCCAUUGAGCUCCUAACAGAUGUCCGAGACUAUGCUGUAGUUAGUGAUAUAAUACAACGGGUGACAAUGGGGGAGAGCUGGGCUGGUCAACUUCCUGUUAAGAAUAAGAGAGGGGAUACGUUUGUAGUCCUUGCAACCAACUCCCCCUUUUACGAUGACGAUGGCACUUUGGUUGGAAUUAUCUGUGUCUCUAGUGAUUCACAUCCAUUUCAAGACAGAAGGGAUGAUUUCCCAGGUACAAAGCACACAGAGGGAGGUUUGAGCUUUAGCCGGCCUAGAAGCAUUGCUUCAGCCAAACUUGGUCUUGAUCCUCAACAACCUCUCCAAGUUGCAAUUGCGUCUAAAAUAUCUAAUUUGGCUUCCAAGGUGAGCAACAAGGUUAAGUCCAAAAUGAGGACUGGAGAGAGCAAUAUGGAUCGUGAAGGUGGGGGUGGAGAUGGUCAUUAUUCUGAUCAUGGUUUCUCAGAUGCAGCACUGUCUGAUCAUAGGGAGGAUGCCAAUUCAAGUGGAGCUAGUACACCCAGAGGAGAUAUACCACCAUCUCCCUUUGGAGGAUUAUCUCAAGUUGCACAUGACGAGCACUCCCCAGGGAAACUCUCUAGAGAUUCCGGUGAUGAGAGUGAAGGGAAACCUGGAAUUCAUAAAAUCAUUAGUUCAAAAGCAGAGGCAUGGAUUGGUAAGAAAGGAUUGUCGUGGCCGUGGAAAGGGAAUGAGCAUGAAGGCGUGGAAGCAAAGAACAUCCGGUUUGUUUGGCCGUGGUCGAACAAUGAUCAUGAGAAUGACUUUGGUCAUCUGAAGAGUUCUUUUUCUGGUGUGAAACAAGAUAGUCAAGUGGGUGAGAGUAAUCGGCCUACCCAUAAUGAAGCUUCAGGGUCAUGGUCAUCAUCAUUCAAUGUUAACAGCACAAGUAGUGCAAGUAGCUGUGGAAGUACCAGCAGUAGUGCUGUUAAUAGAGUGGAUGUGGACACUGAUUCCUUGGACUACGAAAUCUUGUGGGAGGACUUGACAAUAGGAGAGCAAAUUGGACAAGGUUCUUGCGGAACUGUAUAUCAUGCUCUUUGGUUUGGAUCGGAUGUUGCUGUCAAGGUUUUCUCCAGGCAAGAAUAUUCAGAGGAUGUGAUAUAUUCCUUCAGACAAGAGGUAUCUCUCAUGAAAAGGCUUAGACAUCCGAAUGUUCUACUCUUUAUGGGUGCAGUAACUUCCCCUCAGCGUCUCUGUAUUGUUACAGAGUUCCUUCCACGCGGAAGCUUGUUUCGGUUACUACAGAGGAAUACAUCAAGAUUAGAUUGGAGACGACGGGUUCACAUGGCUUUAGACAUAGUACGAGGCAUGAAUUAUCUUCAUCAUUGCAACCCACCUAUUAUUCAUCGUGAUUUGAAGUCUUCAAACCUUCUAGUUGAUAAGAACUGGACUGUGAAGGUUGGCGAUUUUGGUCUGUCGCGCCUCAAACAUGAAACAUUUCUUACUACAAAAACAGGGAAAGGAACGCCUCAAUGGAUGGCACCAGAAGUUCUUCGUAAUGAACAAGCAGAUGAGAAAUCUGAUAUAUACAGCUUUGGAGUUAUCUUAUGGGAGCUGGCCACCGAAAAGAUCCCUUGGGAUAAUCUCAACUCAAUGCAGGUGAUUGGAGCGGUAGGUUUCAUGAACCAGCGAUUAGAGAUUCCCGCAGAUGUGGAUCCACAAUGGGCCUCUAUAAUUGAGAGCUGCUGGCACAGCGAGCCACAGAGCCGGCCAACGUUCCAAGAAUUGCUGGAUAGGUUCAAGGAUCUGCAGAAACAGUAUGCCGUUCAAUUUCUAGCUGCUCGUUCUGCUGCGGGAGAUAGCUAGAGAGAAUUCUAGGAUACUGUUGGAGAAGUCUCUUACUAGUGGUGUUGAGGUAUGGCAGCUGGCGUGUCAGAAAUUCCUGUCGAAAGUUUGCACUUACCCGCUCAAGUUGAUGAUUACCACGUUGCCAUACACUGCUUGGGUUAUUGGCACAACUAUUUCUGCAGCUCCAUAGCGUGUAAAGAAUUGAAGCAAAAAUUAGAGGUGUCGUCGCCAAUGAAAGUUCUUGAUAUGUCUUGUGAUGGAUUUUUUCCUCCUUUUGACACCAUCAAAUCUUUUGUGAUGGGUUUCUUCUCCAUCUCGACACUAUCAAAUCUCAUCUCGGGAGAUCAUACAUCGGCCACUUUUCACUAGGGUUUGAUGAUUCAUGAUGUUGGAAACUUUUUGUAUUUUUUUGAUCUUCGCAAUAAUAGAAUCACUGGAGAACAUCUGUACAUAGGAGACCACACGGUUUGUCAUUCAGGUUGAAAAGUGAUACCAUCCGUUGUGUUGUAAAACUUCUUACUCAUUUUCUCAAGUAGGUUAUUUUCUAGUUUCA